GAUCAAGAAAAUUCGGGUUGGAAAUUCGGACCGUCACACUCAGUUGAACAUCAGAUAUAGAGAUGUCGAAAUUGAUCGGGGCAGUAACUGGGCCGCUGCUCCCAUACUGGGAGAUUGUGAGGGAGCAAGUGAAUUCCUCCUGUGAAGGCGUGGAGCCAUGGAAGAUCAUCGUCUGUUCCUGUGGAACCACCCUUCUGGUCCUCACCGUCAGGAACAUUCUCUUCUCCGACGAGGACACCCUAACCAACAGAACAAAAAAAGAAUUUUUUCGCUUGGUGAAAAAAAUUCCAUUUGUCCAGAAGAGGAUCGCAGAGGAAAAGAAAAAGAUAAUGAAGGACAUGGAGCAUGCAAUGAAUGCAGAAGUCGACAAAUACAUCACACACUUACCAACAGAGGGACUUAAAAUGGAGACCCUCAUGGAAGAGUUGAAAAGAUACCAAGAUUUAGCCAAAGUGGACUGGAGCAAUGGGACCAUAUCAGGCACAGUGUACAGUGGGGAUCCUACACUCACUCAUUUAAUGGAAAAGGUGUAUGGAAUGUUUGCGUGGACCAAUCCUCUCCAUGCUGAUGUAUUCCCAGACAUCAGGAAAAUGGAGGCAGAAGUUGUCAGGAUGUGUUGUACCAUGUUUAAUGGCGACAUGGAGUCCUGCGGAACAAUGACUUCUGGUGGCACAGAAAGUAUCCUGAUGGCAAUGUUCACCUACAGAAACAUCGCAAGGGAGAGGGGCAUUAAAAUCCCUGAAAUCAUUGUGCCAAUCACAGCUCAUGCUGCUUUUGAUAAGGCAGCUGCAUACUUCCACAUGAAGAUAACUCACAUUCCUAUUGAUGAAGAAACUAGAAAAGUCAACAUUAAUGCCAUGAGAAGAGCAAUAAACAAAAACACAUGUGUUUUAGUAGGAUCAGCACCACAGUUUCCACAUGGGACCAUUGAUGACAUAGAAUCUAUAACUCAGUUAGGGUUGAAGUAUGGCAUUCCUGUCCAUGUGGAUUGUUGUCUUGGGGGCUUCCUCUACCCGUUCAUGGAGAAGGCAGGAUUUACUGUCCCUGUGGUAGACUUCAGAUUACCUGGGGUCACAAGUAUCUCAGCUGAUACACACAAGUAUGCCGUUGUUGUUUUUCAAUAUGCCUUUGUUGUUUUUGUACAAAAAUACAGAAAUGACUACAGAAAAUUCCAGUUCUUUGUGCAGCCCAACUGGCCUGGUGGUAUCUAUGCCACAGCUGCCAUUGGAGGUAGCCGACCUGGUGCCAUCAUAGCGGUGUGCUGGGCAACCCUUAUGUACUUUGGAGAAAAAGGUUACGUUGAUUCUACAAAGAAGAUCAUCUCCACAGCCAGAUACAUAAAAGCAGGGCUGAAGAAAAUCCCUGGGUUCCACAUAUUUGGGGAUCCUCAGAUGUCAGUGGUGGGGUUUGGACCAGCAGAGGGAUUCAAGUACAACAUCUUCACCUUCUCCGACAUGAUUGCCAAACGAGGCUGGAACCUCAACCCACUUCAGUUUCCCUCAAGUGUACAUCUUUGUGUGACUCUUCUUCACACAAAAGAGGGAGUAGCUGACAAAUUCCUGCAGGAUUGCAAAGAAUGUCUAGAAGAGUUGCUGGCAUCCCCUGAUGCUGAAGCAGGUGGAAUGGCUGCAAUGUAUGGUACAUCCCAGAGUAUCCCUGACCGUUCCAUGGUUGCUGAACUUGCUGGGUGCUUUGUGAGCGCCCUCUACACUACAAAUAAAAGGGAAGAGGCCAACGGAACCGUUCCAACUAACUAGGGUCAUAAAUAGCCUCUAGGUAAAACUCUGUCUCUCCCAGGAAGUUUGUACUGAUGAUAUUAUUGACAGAACAAACUGUACCAAGUAAGCAUUUCAGUGACAAAGUUACUACUUGUUCCUGGUGCUCUUUAUUGUUUUAUCGUUCAAGUAUUUAUUUUAUUGUGUCUCCCUUAGAAAAAAAAAUCAAAGUUAAGACUUUCAUAGAUAACUUAUUUAUAUACAUGUAGAUGCACAAACAAUGCAAUUCUGAAUAUAGAGACUGUCUAUAUACAUGUGCACAUAUUUUCAGCGAUUUAUUUUACUGUGAUAUAUAUACUCUAUAGUACUGUCAACAUGGUCAUAUUUCUGAGUUGAAAUAUCUAACACUUCUUCAUUUUACUAAUUCAAUGAGUGUAAACUUUUGUUUUUUACUUGGAUGUAUUGAUAUUAUGCCCCCCCUUCGAAGAAGAGAGGGCAUACAUGUAUUGCUUUGCUGCUGUCUGUCAGUCCAUUUAGUUUCCGUUCAUUUUCUUCACAACCGUUGCACCUACUGAAAUGAAAUUUGGUAUACAGAUUUAUUAGAUGAAUAUCUAGGUCAAAUCCUGUUUUGGGUACAAUUGCACC
Molecule: messenger RNA, 2360 nt
Organism: Saccostrea cuccullata (small rock oyster)
Lineage: Eukaryota; Metazoa; Mollusca; Bivalvia; Ostreida; Ostreidae
Product: sphingosine-1-phosphate lyase 1-like
Exons: 16
Coding region: 63-1757 (564 amino acids)
Biological process (GO): sphingolipid catabolic process; carboxylic acid metabolic process
Cellular component (GO): endoplasmic reticulum
Molecular function (GO): pyridoxal phosphate binding; sphinganine-1-phosphate aldolase activity
Source: RefSeq, a predicted model, not a curated record